Messenger RNA from Stomoxys calcitrans (stable fly), 630 nucleotides. Its product is annotated as larval cuticle protein A3A-like. Gene Ontology annotation, cellular component: extracellular matrix. The coding region runs from base 1 to 630 and encodes 209 amino acids. Lineage: Eukaryota; Metazoa; Arthropoda; Insecta; Diptera; Muscidae. The record is from RefSeq and is a predicted model, not a curated record. The transcript is spliced from 2 exons.
AUGGCUUUCAAAUUCAUCACCUUGUUCGCUGCCUUUGUAGCUGUUGCCAGUGCCGGUCUUAUUCCCGCUGCUCCCUUGGCCGCUGUAGCCCAUGUUGAGGAAUACGAUCCCCAUCCCCAAUACACAUAUGGCUAUGAUGUCAAGGAUGCCAUUUCGGGUGACUCUAAGACCGCUGUGGAAACUCGUGAUGGGGGUUUCGUUCAGGGCCAAUACUCCUUGAAUGAUGCUGAUGGUUACAGACGUAUUGUUGACUACACCUCUGAUCCCAUCAAUGGCUUCAAUGCUGUUGUGCGCCGUGAACCUUUGGUAGCUGCUGUUGCUGCUGCCCCCGUUGUCGCUGCUCCAGCCCCCAUUGUUCGUGCUGCUCCCGUUGUCAAGGCUGCCGUUGCAGCUCCCUUCACCUAUGCUGCUCCUGCCCCCAUUGUAAGGACUGCUGUUGCUGCUCCCUUCACUUAUGCUGCUCCGGCACCUAUUGUUAAGGCUGCCGUGGCUGCUCCCUUCACCUAUGCCGCUUCAGCUCCCAUUGUGAAAGCUGCACCUUUCACUUAUGCCGCCCCUGCUCCCUUUAUUGCUGGUCCAGCUGCAGUGAAAACUACUUUCGCAUCUCCACUUAUCUCUUACGCCUAUUAG